AUGGCAUGCAUAAGCGCUAUUUUCAUCAUUGACAUGAAAGGGAAAGUUAUCAUCAACAGGAAUUAUAGAGGUGAAGUGAACAUGAACCUGACGGAAGUGUUUUACAAUUGUGUAAUUGACCAGGAAGAUAAUUUAAUAAAGCCAAUAUUUCAUGUGAACGGAUUAACAUACUGUUGGAUUGCAUAUAACAAUAUAUACAUCCUAGCAGUAACCAGAAAAAAUAGCAAUGCAACAUUGAUCAUUACAUUUUUAUACAAAUUAAUUCAAGUACUGAAAGAUUAUUUUAAAGUGUUAGAAGAAGAAAGUAUAAAAGACAAUUUUGUAAUAACAUACGAAUUGUUAGAUGAAAUGAUUGAUAAUGGAUUUCCUCAAUUGAGUGAAGUAAAAAUAUUAAGAGAAUAUAUAAAAAAUAAAGCACACCAGUUAACUGUUAAUAAUAUAAAAAUACCAUCAGCUAUUACAAAUUCGGUAUCUUGGAGAAAUGAGGGAAUAAAAUAUAAAAAGAAUGAAAUUUUUUUAGAUGUCAUUGAAAGUUUAAAUAUAAUAAUUUCAUCCAAUGGCACAGUUUUGAGAAGUGAAAUCCUUGGAUGUCUGAAAAUGAAAUCCUAUUUAUCAGGCAUGCCUGAAUUAAAACUUGGGUUAAAUGAUAAACUUCUCUUCAAUAAAAAUGUAAAUUUUUCAAAUAACAGUAGUACUGGAGGAGGAGGUGGUGGAUCUGCUGCUACAAAUUCGCACAAUACUUUAAAUACAGCUAAUGGCACGAACACUUCUAAUAUAACCAAUGUAAGUACUACGACAAACAGAACCAAACUUGUUGAAUUAGAAGAUAUGAAAUUUCAUCAAUGUGUUCGCUUAUCUAAAUUUGAAAAUGAUAGAACGAUUUCUUUUAUCCCACCAGAUGGUAUAUUCAAUCUUAUGACGUAUCGUUUAAGCACACAUGUGAAACCUCUGUUCUGGCUAGAUAUUAAUAUAUCGAAAAAAUCUCUAACAAAAAUUGAAUAUGUGGUAAAGGCCAAAUCUCAGUUUAAAAAUAAAAGCAUUGCAAAUAACGUAGAAUUUCAUUUACCUGUCCCUGCAGAUGUAGAUUCACCACACUUUCAAACAUACAUAGGAACUGUAAAAUAUUAUCCUGACAAAGACAUGCUAAUAUGGAAAAUAAAACAAUUUCAAGGGCAAAAAGAAUACAUUAUGAAUGCACAAUUUGGAUUGCCAUCCAUUGUUUCUAAUGAAAAUAAGGACUUAUAUUACAAAAGACCUGUAAAUGUCAAGUUUGAAAUUCCUUAUUUUACUGUUUCUGGGAUUACUGUGAGAUACCUCAAAAUUAUUGAGAAAAGUGGUUAUCAAGCUUUGCCUUGGGUAAGAUACAUUACACAAAAUGGAGACUACCAAGUUAGAAUUUCAUAA
This is a messenger RNA of Plasmodium gonderi, 1404 nucleotides long. RefSeq names its product AP-1 complex subunit mu. NCBI's taxonomy places the organism in Eukaryota, Apicomplexa, Aconoidasida, Haemosporida, Plasmodiidae. The transcript has a single exon. Gene Ontology annotation, cellular component: cytoplasmic vesicle; clathrin adaptor complex. The record is from RefSeq and is a predicted model, not a curated record. Gene Ontology annotation, biological process: vesicle-mediated transport; intracellular protein transport. Bases 1 to 1404 code for a protein of 467 amino acids.